UAUAAAGUCCCUUUGCUCCAUCGCAUCUGUCUCUGUAAAGCUAACUGCAUCAGCUUUCGAUGGGUCAUCUAAAACUAAUAUUAAUUUUAACCUGGAUAAAUCACAUCUAUACUUUUGGAAAUACUGAGAAUAGGAAUGAUUAUAUUGAAAGUGAUGCUGUUGUGAUAACCGCCUGUGACUUCAAUAACAACGAAUUGCCGUUCUGUGAUUUUCGGCAAGACAAUACAGAUGACAGUGAUUGGAUUCGCCAUAAGGGUCCCACACCCACAUCUGGCACUGGACCCAAUGGGGACUAUCCUGAUGGCGAGGGCUAUUACAUAUACCAAGAAGCGGAUAAUGUCAGUAAUGGACAGAAAACACGCCUGCUCAGUCCUGUGUUGAGCUCCACGCCAGCUCAGAUUUGUGUGCAGUUUCGGUACUACAUGUAUGGCGCACUUGACCACAACACUUUGACAGUGCUGGCCAAGCGACCUGGUGUAGAGGAAAUGCUAUGGCAGAAAAUUGGGAUCCAGAGUCCGUCAUGGCUCGGAGCAGCUAUUACUGUGUCCAAACCAGUCGAGCAGUCUGUUGAAAUUGUAUUUGAAGCAAAGCGUGGGUCAACUUCAUCAUGUGAUACAGCUUUGGACAACAUUAAAAUUACAGAAGGAGCUUGUCCUGGUUGUAUAUCUCAGUGUGACUUCGAUGAAAUGGAUAACCUCUGUGGAUGGACAAAUGAAGUCUCAGUUCCAGACCUGCCUGGUUGGAUUUUUUGGACUGGAGCCACUGAUACACCUGAUACGGGUCCUAAUGAUGAUUUCUCCAAACCAGGCUUGGGAUCAUACCUCUUGAUGGAUUCCUUUGAUAGUGAACCAGGGGCCUCAGCUGAACUGUGGAGUCCAUCUAUACCAGCACCUUCUUCGAACUGCCUGCAGCUGAACUUCCAUUAUUAUAUGUAUGGCACUGCCACAGACAUGGAGCUUAAUGUUCAUGUUGUCAUGAAUGGAGGAACACUGGGGAAUCCUGUUUUCAGUCUGAAAGGAAACCAAGGACAGGAUUGGAAGCCAGCAGAGGUCAAAUACACUGCUACAAGAAAUAUACAGUUUGUGAUUGUUGGUGUCUAUGGAAGUACAGACAAGACAGAUAUUGCAAUAGACAGUGUGUGUAUCACAACUUGUGAUGCUGUAACAUCAACAACCCCAAAACCCUCAACCCCACAGCCAACCACACCUACACCAACAACCCCAAAACCCACAACACCCCAGCCUUCAACACCAAAGCCCCCCACACCUCAGCCCACGACUCCUAAACCCACAACACCCCAGCCUUCAACACCAAAGCCCCCCACACCUCAGCCCACGACUCCAAAACCAACUUCUCCUACACCACCAACAACAACACCAGUGAAGUGUCCUCCUGAUGCUGAGUACAUAGAGUGUGGUCCAGCUUGCAUUCCCAGCUGUAAAGAACCCUCCACCAACUGCACUGGCUCCUGUAUCAGUGGCUGCUUCUGCAAACCAGGUUUUGUGUUCCGGGGAAAACGCUGUGUUCCCAUUGAGAAGUGUGGAUGUCUGGAUGAAGAUAAUAACUACUAUGAGCCAGGAGAGAUUGUCUUUGGGAAUGGCUGCUCCAAGCUGUGUCGCUGUGCAGGCAAUUAUACCUUGAGCUGUGUGGACAACACCUGUGACCCCACAGAAGAAUGUCGGCAAGUGGGAGGAAUCCAUGGCUGCUAUCCUAAAGACACCUCGACUUGUAUCGCCUCAGGUGACCCACACUAUACCACCUUUGAUAAGCGGAAAUAUGACUUCAUGGGCAACUGCACUUACUUAAUGUCUGAGCCAUGUAACAGCACGGACGUGCCUCACUUCGCUGUCUAUGUUGACAAUGAGAAUCGCUACAACAUUCCCACGAUCAGUUAUGUGAGUGCUGUCCAUGUCCAUGUUCUGGGAGUGAAGGUGUCCAUCCUGAAAGGAGGAGCUGUGCAGGUGAAUGGAACCAAAGUGAACGUACCACUGAGCCCUGUUCCUGGAGUGGACAUCUUUAAAAAGGGGACACUCUACACAGUGUCCAUGAACUUUGGUGUGACAGUUCGCUAUGAUGGAAACCACUUUAUGGACAUCAAAGUUAUCAAAGACUAUCAGGACAAGCUUUGUGGCCUGUGUGGAGACUAUAAUGGCAACAUUAAGGAUGACUUCCGUAGCCCCUCCGGUGAACUGGUCAACAGUCCAACUGAGUUUGGCAACAGCUGGAACACAAACCCUGACUGUAAUAAACCCUCACCUGACCCAAUCCCAGACUGCACAGACACAGAACAGGACCUUUAUGAGAGUCCGGCUUACUGUGGAAUCAUAUUGGACAGCAAAGGCCCAUUUGCUGUCUGUCACGCAAAAGUCAAUCCUAAUAGUUUCUUCCAAAACUGUGUGUUUGACCUGUGUGCGUUGGGUGGCCCUCACUCUGCAUUGUGUGAAGCGAUUGAAGCCUACGUAAACGAGUGUCAGGACCGUGGUGUCAGCAUCGGACCCUGGAGAAACAGUACCUUCUGCCCUAUUACAUGCCCACCCAACAGCCACUACAACUCCUGCGUGUCUCCUUGCCAGCCCUCCUGUAUCCCUCCUCCAACCAGCCAGUGCACUGGCCCCUGUUCUGAGGGGUGUGUGUGUGACCCUGGAUAUGUACUCAGUGGUGACAAGUGUGUGAAUGCAGACUCAUGCGGCUGCACGCAUAAUGGACAAUAUUACCAGCCUGGAGACAAGUUCUACACUAAGGACUGUGAGCAGCUCUGCAAAUGUGAUCCUCCAUUCGUCACCUGCAGUGCUGCUGAAUGCCCUCCCAAGCAGCAGUGUGGUGUGCAGGGAGGAGAAAUAGGAUGCUACCCAGUUGAUUCACAGGACUGUAUUAUUUCUGGUGACCCCCAUUACAACACCUUUGAUGGUAAAUUCUACACCUUCAUGGGUACCUGCACCUACACACUGGCCCGCACCUGCAAAAACAACACUGGCCCCUGGUUCUCUGUGGAGGGAAAAAAUGAAGAGAGAGGAAUCGCGGGUGUAUCUUAUCUCAGGAAGUUGUAUGUUACUGUCAACGGCAUCACUGUAACGAUGUCGAAGAGCAGAAAGACUCUGGUGAACGGUCGUAAAGUAGCUCUACCGCACUCUCCCUCUCCUCUGAUCUCUUUAACUUCGGCUGGGCAGUAUGUUAUCCUCACCACUCCUUUUGGUCUGGAGGUGCGCUGGGAUGGCAACCACUACGCUAAGAUCACUGUUCCCAGUACUUACUAUGAUCAGAUGUGUGGUUUGUGUGGAGACUACAAUGGAAACCCCAACAACGAUUUUACCAAACCAGACGGUUCCCUGGCUGGCAGCUCAGAUCAGUUCGGCAACAGCUGGCAAACUGAUAAAGAUGAAGAUGAAACGUGCAAGCCUGAUAUCACACCUGACCCACCGUGUGACCCAAGUCUUGAGGCUGAAGUGUCUAAACCAGAGAAAUGUGGACAAAUCACUAGCACUACAGGACCAUUCAGGGAUUGUAUAAAGGUGGUGGACCCUUUGCCAUUCUUCCAGAGCUGUGUGUUUGAUAUGUGCCGCUAUGACGGACUGCUGGAGACUCUGUGUGACCAGCUCCAGGCUUAUACUGAUGCCUGUCUCAGUGCAGGAGCUCCAGUGCACCAGUGGAGGGAGCCAGACUUCUGCCCUCUGGUUUGUCCCCCUAACAGCCACUACUCCAUGUGUGUGAGUUCAUGUCCAGAGACAUGUGUGGGUGUGAAUGGCCCACCUGGUUGUGGACAGAAGUGUGUUGAAGGCUGCAAGUGUGACCCUGGAUUUGUCCUGAGCCACAACAAGUGUGUACCUCUCAAAGACUGUGGCUGUGUGGACCUUGAUGGCUCCUACCACCCUGUGAAUGAGAGCUGGUACCUGGAAGGCUGUGAACAUCAGUGUAUGUGUCUAAGUGGAAGAACCAUUCUGUGCUACAACACCAGUUGUUUACCUACAGAGACCUGCCAACUGCUGGAUGGAGAGUACAUCUGUAAACCAAAUGUUACUCAGUCUACAACUCCAGAACCCGCAACACCCCAGCCAUCAACACCAAAGCCCCCCACACCUCAGCCCACGACUCCUAAACCUACAACACCCCAGCCUUCAACACCAAAGCCCCCCACACCUCAGCCGACGACUCCAAAACCUACAACACCCCAGCCUUCAACACCAAAGCCCCCCACACCUCAGCCCACGACUCCUAAACCCACAACACCCCAGCCAUCAACACCAAAGCCCCCCACAUCUCAGCCCACGACUCCAAAACCAACUUCUCCUACACCACCAACAACAACACCAGUGAAGUGUCCUCCUGAUGCUGAGUACAUAGAGUGUGGUCCAGCUUGCAUUCCCAGCUGUAAAGAACCCUCCACCAACUGCACUGGCUCCUGUAUCAGUGGCUGCUUCUGCAAACCAGGUUUUGUGUUCCGGGGAAAACGCUGUGUUCCCAUUGAGAAGUGUGGAUGUCUGGAUGAAGAUAAUAACUACUAUGAGCCAGGAGAGAUUGUCUUUGGGAAUGGCUGCUCCAAGCUGUGUCGCUGUGCAGGCAAUUAUACCUUGAGCUGUGUGGACAACACCUGUGACCCCACAGAAGAAUGUCGGCAAGUGGGAGGAAUCCAUGGCUGCUAUCCUAAAGACACCUCGACUUGUAUCGCCUCAGGUGACCCACACUAUACCACCUUUGAUAAGCGGAAAUAUGACUUCAUGGGCAACUGCACUUACUUAAUGUCUGAGCCAUGUAACAGCACGGACGUGCCUCACUUCGCUGUCUAUGUUGACAAUGAGAAUCGCUACAACAUUCCCACGAUCAGUUAUGUGAGUGCUGUCCAUGUCCAUGUUCUGGGAGUGAAGGUGUCCAUCCUGAAAGGAGGAGCUGUGCAGGUGAAUGGAACCAAAGUGAACGUACCACUGAGCCCUGUUCCUGGAGUGGACAUCUUUAAAAAGGGGACACUCUACACAGUGUCCAUGAACUUUGGUGUGACAGUUCGCUAUGAUGGAAACCACUUUAUGGACAUCAAAGUUAUCAAAGACUAUCAGGACAAGCUUUGUGGCCUGUGUGGAGACUAUAAUGGCAACAUUAAGGAUGACUUCCGUACCCCCUCCGGUGAACUGGUCAACAGUCCAACUGAGUUUGGCAACAGCUGGAACACAAACCCUGACUGUAAUAAACCCUCACCCGACCCAAUCCCAGACUGCACAGACACAGAACAGGACCUUUAUGAGAGUCCGGCUUACUGUGGAAUCAUAUUGGACAGCAAAGGCCCAUUUGCUGUCUGUCACGCAAAAGUCAAUCCUAAUAGUUUCUUCCAAAACUGUGUGUUUGACCUGUGUGCGUUGGGUGGCCCUCACUCUGCAUUGUGUGAAGCGAUUGAAGCCUACGUAAACGAGUGUCAGGACCGUGGUGUCAGCAUCGGACCCUGGAGAAACAGUACCUUCUGCCCUAUUACAUGCCCACCCAACAGCCACUACAACUCCUGCGUGUCUCCUUGCCAGCCCUCCUGUAUCCCUCCUCCAACCAGCCAGUGCACUGGCCCCUGUUCUGAGGGGUGUGUGUGUGACCCUGGAUAUGUACUCAGUGGUGACAAGUGUGUGAAUGCAGACGCAUGCGGCUGCACGCAUAAUGGACAAUAUUACCAGCCUGGAGACAAGUUCUACACUAAGGACUGUGAGCAGCUCUGCAAAUGUGAUCCUCCAUUCGUCACCUGCAGUGCUGCUGAAUGCCCUCCCAAGCAGCAGUGUGGUGUGCAGGGAGGAGAAAUAGGAUGCUACCCAGUUGAUUCACAGGACUGUAUUAUUUCUGGUGACCCCCAUUACAACACCUUUGAUGGUAAAUUCUACACCUUCAUGGGUACCUGCACCUACACACUGGCCCGCACCUGCAAAAACAACACUGGCCCCUGGUUCUCUGUGGAGGGAAAAAAUGAAGAGAGAGGAAUCGCGGGUGUAUCUUAUCUCAGGAAGUUGUAUGUUACUGUCAACGGCAUCACUGUAACGAUGUCGAAGAGCAGAAAGACUCUGGUGAACGGUCAUAAAGUAGCUCUACCGCACUCUCCCUCUCCUCUGAUCUCUUUAACUUCGGCUGGGCAGUAUGUUAUCCUCACCACUCCUUUUGGUCUGGAGGUGCGCUGGGAUGGCAACCACUACGCUAAGAUCACUGUUCCCAGUACUUACUAUGAUCAGAUGUGUGGUUUGUGUGGAGACUACAAUGGAAACCCCAACAACGAUUUUACCAAACCAGACGGUUCCCUGGCUGGCAGCUCAGAUCAGUUCGGCAACAGCUGGCAAACUGAUAAAGAUGAAGAUGAAACGUGCAAGCCUGAUAUCACACCUGACCCACCGUGUGACCCAAGUCUUGAGGCUGAAGUGUCUAAACCAGAGAAAUGUGGAAAAAUCACUAGCACUACAGGACCAUUCAGGGAUUGUAUAAAGGUGGUGGACCCUUUGCCGUUCUUCCAGAGCUGUGUGUUUGAUAUGUGCCGCUAUGACGGACUGCUGCAGACUCUGUGUGACCAGCUCCAGGCUUAUACUGAUGCCUGUGUCAGUGCAGGAGCUCCAGUGCACCAGUGGAGGGAGCCAGACUUCUGCCCUCUGGUUUGUCCCCCUAACAGCCACUACUCUAUGUGUGUGAGUUCAUGUCCAGAGACAUGUGUGGGUGUGAAUGGCCCACCUGGUUGUGGACAGAAGUGUGUUGAAGGCUGCAAGUGUGACCCUGGCUUUGUCCUGAGCCACAACAAGUGUGUACCUCUCAAAGACUGUGGCUGUGUGGACCUUGAUGGCUCCUACCACCCUGUGAAUGAGAGCUGGUACCUGGAAGGCUGUGAACAUCAGUGUAUGUGUCUAAGUGGAAGAACCAUUCUGUGCUACAACACCAGUUGUUUACCUACAGAGACCUGCCAACUGCUGGAUGGAGAGUACAUCUGUAAACCAAAUGUUACUCAGUCUACAACUCCAGAACCCGCAACAACCCAGCCUUCAACACCAAAGCCCCCCACACCUCACCCGACGACUCCAAAACCAACUUCUCCUACACCACCAACAACAACACCAGUGAAGUGUCCUCCUGAUGCUGAGUACAUAGAGUGUGGUCCAGCUUGCAUUCCCAGCUGUAAAGAACCCUCCACCAACUGCACUGGCUCCUGUAUCAGUGGCUGCUUCUGCAAACCAGGUUUUGUGUUCCGGGGAAAACGCUGUGUUCCCAUUGAGAAGUGUGGAUGUCUGGAUGAAGAUAAUAACUACUAUGAGCCAGGAGAGAUUGUCUUUGGGAAUGGCUGCUCCAAGCUGUGUCGCUGUGCAGGCAAUUAUACCUUGAGCUGUGUGGACAACACCUGUGACCCCACAGAAGAAUGUCGGCAAGUGGGAGGAAUCCAUGGCUGCUAUCCUAAAGACACCUCGACUUGUAUCGCCUCAGGUGACCCACACUAUACCACCUUUGAUAAGCGGAAAUAUGACUUCAUGGGCAACUGCACUUACUUAAUGUCUGAGCCAUGUAACAGCACGGACGUGCCUCACUUCGCUGUCUAUGUUGACAAUGAGAAUCGCUACAACAUUCCCACGAUCAGUUAUGUGAGUGCUGUCCAUGUCCAUGUUCUGGGAGUGAAGGUGUCCAUCCUGAAAGGAGGAGCUGUGCAGGUGAAUGGAACCAAAGUGAACGUACCACUGAGCCCUGUUCCUGGAGUGGACAUCUUUAAAAAGGGGACACUCUACACAGUGUCCAUGAACUUUGGUGUGACAGUUCGCUAUGAUGGAAACCACUUUAUGGACAUCAAAGUUAUCAAAGACUAUCAGGACAAGCUUUGUGGCCUGUGUGGAGACUAUAAUGGCAACAUUAAGGAUGACUUCCGUACCCCCUCCGGUGAACUGGUCAACAGUCCAACUGAGUUUGGCAACAGCUGGAACACAAACCCUGACUGUAAUAAACCCUCACCCGACCCAAUCCCAGACUGCACAGACACAGAACAGGACCUUUAUGAGAGUCCGGCUUACUGUGGAAUCAUAUUGGACAGCAAAGGCCCAUUUGCUGUCUGUCACGCAAAAGUCAAUCCUAAUAGUUUCUUCCAAAACUGUGUGUUUGACCUGUGUGCGUUGGGUGGCCCUCACUCUGCAUUGUGUGAAGCGAUUGAAGCCUACGUAAACGAGUGUCAGGACCGUGGUGUCAGCAUCGGACCCUGGAGAAACAGUACCUUCUGCCCUAUUACAUGCCCACCCAACAGCCACUACAACUCCUGCGUGUCUCCUUGCCAGCCCUCCUGUAUCCCUCCUCCAACCAGCCAGUGCACUGGCCCCUGUUCUGAGGGGUGUGUGUGUGACCCUGGAUAUGUACUCAGUGGUGACAAGUGUGUGAAUGCAGACGCAUGCGGCUGCACGCAUAAUGGACAAUAUUACCAGCCUGGAGACAAGUUCUACACUAAGGACUGUGAGCAGCUCUGCAAAUGUGAUCCUCCAUUCGUCACCUGCAGUGCUGCUGAAUGCCCUCCCAAGCAGCAGUGUGGUGUGCAGGGAGGAGAAAUAGGAUGCUACCCAGUUGAUUCACAGGACUGUAUUAUUUCUGGUGACCCCCAUUACAACACCUUUGAUGGUAAAUUCUACACCUUCAUGGGUACCUGCACCUACACACUGGCCCGCACCUGCAGAAACAACACUGGCCCCUGGUUCUCUGUGGAGGGAAAAAAUGAAGAGAGAGGAAUCGCGGGUGUAUCUUAUCUCAGGAAGUUGUAUGUUACUGUCAACGGCAUCACUGUAACGAUGUCGAAGAGCAGAAAGACUCUGGUGAACGGUCGUAAAGUAGCUCUACCGCACUCUCCCUCUCCUCUGAUCUCUUUAACUUCGGCUGGGCAGUAUGUUAUCCUCACCACUCCUUUUGGUCUGGAGGUGCGCUGGGAUGGCAACCACUACGCUAAGAUCACUGUUCCCAGUACUUACUAUGAUCAGAUGUGUGGUUUGUGUGGAGACUACAAUGGAAACCCCAACAACGAUUUUACCAAACCAGACGGUUCCCUGGCUGGCAGCUCAGAUCAGUUCGGCAACAGCUGGCAAACUGAUAAAGAUGAAGAUGAAACGUGCAAGCCUGAUAUCACACCUGACCCACCGUGUGACCCAAGUCUUGAGGCUGAAGUGUCUAAACCAGAGAAAUGUGGAAAAAUCACUAGCACUACAGGACCAUUCAGGGAUUGUAUAAAGGUGGUGGACCCUUUGCCGUUCUUCCAGAGCUGUGUGUUUGAUAUGUGCCGCUAUGACGGACUGCUGGAGACUCUGUGUGACCAGCUCCAGGCUUAUACUGAUGCCUGUGUCAGUGCAGGAGCUCCAGUGCACCAGUGGAGGGAGCCAGACUUCUGCCCUCUGGUUUGUCCCCCUAACAGCCACUACUCUAUGUGUGUGAGUUCAUGUCCAGAGACAUGUGUGGGUGUGAAUGGCCCACCUGGUUGUGGACAGAAGUGUGUUGAAGGCUGCAAGUGUGACCCUGGCUUUGUCCUGAGCCACAACAAGUGUGUACCUCUCAAAGACUGUGGCUGUGUGGACCUUGAUGGCUCCUACCACCCUGUGAAUGAGAGCUGGUACCUGGAAGGCUGUGAACAUCAGUGUAUGUGUCUAAGUGGAAGAACCAUUCUGUGCUACAACACCAGUUGUUUACCUACAGAGACCUGCCAACUGCUGGAUGGAGAGUACAUCUGUAAACCAAAUGUUACUCAGUCUACAACUCCAGAACCCGCAACAACCCAGCCUUCAACACCAAAGCCCCCCACACCUCACCCGACGACUCCAAAACCAACUUCUCCUACACCACCAACAACAACACCAGUGAAGUGUCCUCCUGAUGCUGAGUACAUAGAGUGUGGUCCAGCUUGCAUUCCCAGCUGUAAAGAACCCUCCACCAACUGCACUGGCUCCUGUAUCAGUGGCUGCUUCUGCAAACCAGGUUUUGUGUUCCGGGGAAAACGCUGCGUUCCCAUUGAGAAGUGUGGAUGUCUGGAUGAAGAUAAUAACUACUAUGAGCCAGGAGAGAUUGUCUUUGGGAAUGGCUGCUCCAAGCUGUGUCGCUGUGCAGGCAAUUAUACCUUGAGCUGUGUGGACAACACCUGUGACCCCACAGAAGAAUGUCGGCAAGUGGGAGGAAUCCAUGGCUGCUAUCCUAAAGACACCUCGACUUGUAUCGCCUCAGGUGACCCACACUAUACCACCUUUGAUAAGCGGAAAUAUGACUUCAUGGGCAACUGCACUUACUUAAUGUCUGAGCCAUGUAACAGCACGGACGUGCCUCACUUCGCUGUCUAUGUUGACAAUGAGAAUCGCUACAACAUUCCCACGAUCAGUUAUGUGAGUGCUGUCCAUGUCCAUGUUCUGGGAGUGAAGGUGUCCAUCCUGAAAGGAGGAGCUGUGCAGGUGAAUGGAACCAAAGUGAACGUACCACUGAGCCCUGUUCCUGGAGUGGACAUCUUUAAAAAGGGGACACUCUACACAGUGUCCAUGAACUUUGGUGUGACAGUUCGCUAUGAUGGAAACCACUUUAUGGACAUCAAAGUUAUCAAAGACUAUCAGGACAAGCUUUGUGGCCUGUGUGGAGACUAUAAUGGCAACAUUAAGGAUGACUUCCGUAGCCCCUCCGGUGAACUGGUCAACAGUCCAACUGAGUUUGGCAACAGCUGGAACACAAACCCUGACUGUAAUAAACCCUCACCCGACCCAAUCCCAGACUGCACAGACACAGAACAGGACCUUUAUGAGAGUCCGGCUUACUGUGGAAUCAUAUUGGACAGCAAAGGCCCAUUUGCUGUCUGUCACGCAAAAGUCAAUCCUAAUAGUUUCUUCCAAAACUGUGUGUUUGACCUGUGUGCGUUGGGUGGCCCUCACUCUGCAUUGUGUGAAGCGAUUGAAGCCUACGUAAACGAGUGUCAGGACCGUGGUGUCAGCAUCGGACCCUGGAGAAACAGUACCUUCUGCCCUAUUACAUGCCCACCCAACAGCCACUACAACUCCUGCGUGUCUCCUUGCCAGCCCUCCUGUAUCCCUCCUCCAACCAGCCAGUGCACUGGCCCCUGUUCUGAGGGGUGUGUGUGUGACCCUGGAUAUGUACUCAGUGGUGACAAGUGUGUGAAUGCAGACUCAUGCGGCUGCACGCAUAAUGGACAAUAUUACCAGCCUGGAGACAAGUUCUACACUAAGGACUGUGAGCAGCUCUGCAAAUGUGAUCCUCCAUUCGUCACCUGCAGUGCUGCUGAAUGCCCUCCCAAGCAGCAGUGUGGUGUGCAGGGAGGAGAAAUAGGAUGCUACCCAGUUGAUUCACAGGACUGUAUUAUUUCUGGUGACCCCCAUUACAACACCUUUGAUGGUAAAUUCUACACCUUCAUGGGUACCUGCACCUACACACUGGCCCGCACCUGCAGAAACAACACUGGCCCCUGGUUCUCUGUGGAGGGAAAGAAUGAAGAAAGAGGAAUCGCUGGUGUAUCAUACCUCAGGAAGUUGUAUGUGACUGUCAAUGACAUUACUGUGACAAUGAGGAAGAGCAGAACCACUCUGGUGAACGGUCGUAAAGUAGCUCUACCGCACUCUCCCUCUCCUCUGAUCUCUUUAACUUCGGCUGGGCAGUAUGUUAUUCUCACCACUCCUUUUGGCCUGGAAGUGCGCUGGGAUGGCAACCACUACGCUAAGAUCACUGUGCCCAGUACUUACUAUGAUCAGAUGUGUGGUUUGUGUGGAGACUACAAUGGAAACCCCAACAACGAUUUUACCAAACCAGACGGUUCCCUGGCUGGCAGCUCAGAUCAGUUCGGCAACAGCUGGCAAACUGAUAAAGAUGAAGAUGAAACGUGCAAGCCUGGUGUCACACCUGACCCAUCAUGUGAACCAAGUCUUGAGGCUGAAGUGUCUAAACCAGAGAAAUGUGGGAAAAUCACUGACACCAGUGGACCAUUCAGGGAUUGUAUAGAGGUGGUGGACCCAUUGCCGUUCUUCCAGAGCUGUGUGUUUGAUAUGUGCCGCUAUGACGGACUGCUGCAGACUCUGUGUGACCAGCUCCAGGCUUAUACUGAUGCCUGUGUCAGUGCAGGAGCUCCAGUGCACCAGUGGAGGGAGCCAGACUUCUGCCCUCUGGUUUGUCCCCCUAACAGCCACUACUCUAUGUGUGUGAGUUCAUGUCCAGAGACAUGUGUGGGUGUGAAUGGCCCACCUGGUUGUGGACAGAAGUGUGUUGAAGGCUGCAAGUGUGACCCUGGCUUUGUCCUGAGCCACAACAAGUGUGUACCUCUCAAAGACUGUGGCUGUGUGGACCUUGAUGGCUCCUACCACCCUGUGAAUGAGAGCUGGCUCUUGGAAGGCUGUGAACAUCAGUGUGUGUGUCUAAGUGGAAAAAUCAUCCACUGCUCCAAAACCAGUUGUCUACCUACGGAGACCUGCCAACUGCUAGAUGGAGAGUAUAUCUGUAAACCAACAGAGCCUACAAGUCCAGGAAUCUGUUCUGUGUCUGGUGACCCCCACUACACCUCCUUUGAUAAGAAGGUCCAUCAUUUCAUGGGCUCCUGCUCCUAUACCCUCACCAAACCCUGCAAUGAGACAUCAGGGAUGCCAUACUUCACUGUUGACACUCAAAAUGAACAUCGGAGCAAUAACAAGAAAGUGUCCUACGUGAAAUCAGUCAUCAUCAAUGUGUAUGGAAGUAAGAUUAUCCUGGACAAAGGCCGUAAAGUCCAGGUAAAUGGAGUUCAGGUGACUUUGCCCAUCACUCUGACAAAUGGUGUAAAGAUCUUCCUCAGUGGAAAGUUUGUAGUGCUGGAGACAAACUUUGGCCUGCGUGUUCGCUUUGAUGGCAAUCACCACGCCGAUGUCAGUCUUCCCUCCUCUUACAAAGGCUUGUUGUGUGGAAUGUGUGGAAAUUACAACGAUAACCCAACAGACGACAACAUUAUGUCAGAUGGCACGCCUACAAGCAACAGCAAUGAGCUUGGAGAGAGCUGGCAGGUGCCUGAUGAUAGACCAGAUUGUACUCAUGGAGGUGGAGAUAUUGAAUGUAAUAAAGAUAUUGAGAAUGAAGCUAAGAAACCAACCAGUUGUGGAAUGAUCACUGAUCCUGAUGGAAUCUUCAAAGAAUGCCAUAAAGUUGUGCCGCCUAACCCAUACUUUGAGAACUGUGUGUUUGACCAGUGUGGCACAGAUGGAUCUCCCGUGUCCCUCUGCCAGGCUAUUGAGAGCUAUGCUGACCUGUGUGCCCAAGCUGGGGUGCCAAUUAACUGGAGGAACAACACUUUCUGUCCCCUGAAAUGUCCUGUUGGCAGCCACUACGAGUACUGUGCUACUGCAUGCCCCCCCAGCUGUCAGGAUCCUGGCUCAGCCAGCACAUGCACACAGCCAUGUGUAGAAGGAUGUGUUUGCGACGAAGGACUAAUAUUGAGCGGAGACAAAUGUGUGCCCUUCAGUCAGUGUGGAUGUACCGAUAAGAACAGCAACUACAGACCUGUGGGCGAAAGCUGGUUUACUAAGGAUGACUGCUCCGAACGCUGCAUGUGUUAUCCUUUGAACAAUGUGACAUGUGAAGCAUGGAAGUGUAGCCCUGCACAGGAGUGUAAAGUUCACGAAGGCCAGCUGGCCUGUGUGGAUACAGGAGUGGGUAUUUGCCACAUAGCUGGUGAUCCUCAUUACUACACCUUUGAUGGUAUCAUGCACACCUACAUGGGCACAUGUACCUACACAUUGGUGGAAGUGUGCAGCAGUUCCAUGGUGACUCCUUUUACCAUUGUGGCCAAGAAUGAAGAGCGUGGCCAGCCUGAUGCCUCCUACGUUCGGUCUGUCACUGUCUACCUUCCAGGAGCCAAUGUCACACUGAGCAAGAGCAAGAGAGUACUGCUGGAUGGCAAAAAGAUUCGUACCCCCAUGGAUAUUGCUAUAGCCAAGGCCAGGGUGUUCACCAGUGGAGUCAACAGCGUGCUGUCCACAGACUUUGGCCUCAUUGUCCAGUUUGAUGGUGUUCACCAUGUAGAGAUCACUGUACCUGGAGACUACUUCAACAAGGUAUGUGGUAUGUGUGGUAACUACAAUGGUAAUUCCAGUGAUGACAACUUGAUGCCAAAUGGCCAGCCAGCUAAAGAUGUCAUAGAGUUGGGUAACAGCUGGAAGGCAGAGGGAGACAGCGAUCUAGGAUGCCAGCCAGACACACGACCGGAUAUUCACCCAAACUGCACAGCCGAGGAAGAGGAGGCCAUCCGUGGUCUGUGCGCCAGCAUCAUCAAGUCAAACCAGUUCUUACCGUGCCACUCGCUCAUCCCUCCUGAACCCUUCCUGGGCAACUGCAUCUAUGACAUGUGCGAGUAUAAUGGCAUGGAGUCCACACUGUGUAACAGCGUGGAGGCCUAUGCCCAGGCCUGCCAGAGCGCUGGUGUCAGCAUCAGCUGGAGGAACACUACCUUCUGCCCACUUCCGUGCCCUGCAAACAGCCACUACUCAGACUGCACACCACCAUGCCCUCCCACCUGUGCAGACCUUUUCCCUAUUUUCUGCCCCCUGCCAUCAAAUGGCUGUGUGGAGGGCUGCCAGUGUAACGCAGGCUUUGUGCUGAGUGACGGAUCGUGUGUACCACUUUCCAACUGUGGAUGUGUGGACAGCAAAGGAGAAUAUUAUGACGUUGGGGAUUCUUGGGUGACAGAACACUGUGACCAGAAGUGCACAUGCAGUCAGGGAGGAGUACUGAGCUGCAAGGACUUUCAGUGCAGCUCCAGCUCAGUUUGUGCCCUGAACAAUGAUGGCGAGCGCUACUGCAAACCUGAGCGUUUUGACAAGUGCACAAUUUCUGGAGAUCCGCAUUACCGCACCUUUGACAAAUUCAACCACCACUACCAGGGCCCGUAUACAUAUGUGUUAACCAAGGAUAAUGAUCUACCCAGCUUCCUCACACCCCUUACUGUGAGGGGUAAGAAUGCCCGCAGAGGUGGCAACAGCCGUAUCUCCUACCUGCAUGAGGUUUAUGUGGAAGUGUAUGGUGUCAGCAUUCACAUGCUCCAGAAGAAGCGGCUACUGGUUAAUGGUGAGAGUGUGUCCCCUCCAUUGAGACCUAACCAGGGUAUCAAGAUCUCCUUGAACUCCCGCUACCUACAGCUCACAACUGACUUUGGCCUAACCGUGCGCUUUGAUGGCAACAUGCAAGGAGAGGUGAUUUUGCCGAGCACCUACAAGACACUCGUGCGUGGCCUUUGUGGAAACUAUGAUGGACGCUCUAAUAAUGAAUAUGUGAAGCCUGACGGCAGCCUCACCCGCAACCUCAAUGAGUUUGGAGAUAGCUGGAGAGUGAGUGACAAGCAAGAAAGGGAGUUCCACACCUCAGAUCUGCCCCGGCUCAGCCGUUUGCACAAGAGAGAGGUGGAAGGAGAUUUGGACUCAGGCUUUGAGACAAUCGGAUGCACUGAAGCUCAGCUGGAGGAGCUGAAAGGGAAGAAUCAGUGUGGAGCAUUGAGUGACCCUUCAGGGCCCUUCGCUCCCUGCCACACCUCUAUUGUACCUGAUCCGUUCCAGGACGAUUGUGUGUUCGACUUGUGUGCAGAGCAGAGCAAUUCCACACUGCGCUGUCAGAGCUAUGCUGCUUAUGCCCUGGCUUGUCAGGAACAGGGAAUUACAUUAGGGGCUUGGAGGAGAGAACUGGAGUGUGCUCUGUCCUGUGGUGCCAACAGUAUCUACACAGCCUGCAUGACUGCAUGUCCAGCAUCAUGCGCAGACUUAGCAGCACCCUCGGAGUGCGAUCAGACUGCAUGCUUAGAGGGAUGUCAGUGUAAUCCUGGAUUUGCAAUGAGUGGCGACGAGUGUGUUCCAUACAAUGAGUGUGGAUGCACCUAUUUGGGCCGCUACUACACUCUGAAUGAGCCAUUUGUGACUGAGGACUGUGUGCAGAGCUGUCAAUGUACAACCACUGGUGCUGUUUGUCAGCCCAAAGGCUGCACAGACAACCAAGUCUGUACCAUCAUCGACACCAUACUUGAUUGCUACACCUUGAGCCCAUGCUCAGACUCAACAUGCUUGAAUGGUGGCACUUGUGUUGAGAACGCGAACAACAGCUACACCUGCAUAUGUCCAGAAGGCUUUAAGGGGAACAACUGUGAGGAAAAAGAAGACCUAGUGAGCCCAUGCUUAAACUCAACAUGCUUGAACGGUGGCACUUGUAUUGAGGACGGCAACAGCUACACCUGUGAAUGUCCAAAAGGCUUUAAGGGGAUCAACUGUGAGGAUAAUGCAGGCCUAGAUCAGACAAGCAUUAUUCUGAUUGGAGUCUUGGUACCACUUGCUGUCAUCAUCAUUAUCGUAACAACUGUGUGCCUCUGCAAGAAAUCAAACAAGUACAGAAAAUACAGUUAUGAUAGCAGUAGCAGUAACAGUCUACCACUGGGAAAUAAAGAUCUUCCCUAUGAAAAUCUGGAUGACCACAGGAAAAGUGUGGACAGCUCGGUGAUAAUGUCUUCCAAGUUAUGAGUCAGCCGUAUGUUCUAAUUGAGACAUGAUUUCAUUUUGUAUUUAUUGAAAUGAGAAUUAACACAUGAACAAGAACUAUUCAAUUCCAGUGGAUAUGUUUGCCAAUUGUGAAUUUGUUUUGUAAUUAUCUUUCAUAAGUUAUUUGUAAACCUUAUUGUAAUUGUUGGUACAAGGUGCAAUAAUCUAUUGACUUAAUGAAACAAUACGUUUUUUAAA
Pangasianodon hypophthalmus (striped catfish) is the source of this 16664-nucleotide messenger RNA. It is a transcript of the gene zanl, whose product is annotated as zonadhesin, like. Gene Ontology annotation, molecular function: calcium ion binding; protein binding. The record is from RefSeq and is a predicted model, not a curated record. The transcript has 106 exons. Gene Ontology annotation, cellular component: membrane. The coding region runs from base 60 to 16448 and encodes 5462 amino acids. Lineage: Eukaryota; Metazoa; Chordata; Actinopteri; Siluriformes; Pangasiidae.